UGCGCAUGCGCAGUGCAUUCCAGACUUAACGGGGCUUGGAACUCCUCAUCGUCUCUCUCAUAGGCGCCUAAUCUGAUCAAAACAACAACAAACAUCCGGACCCAACCACCCAGAACCGCGAUCUGUUAACCGGGACUGCAGUGCAACCGGAGUCUGGAGCGGUCUGUCCGUCCGAGGACAAUGAGCCAAAACGGAAGGAAGCAGUCGCCUGAGAUGCUAACAGCCGAGUCACCGAGCUGCGGUGAAGCCUCAAACGAUUUAACGGACAUCUGAAGAAAAUCCAUCCAGAUGUUGGUCUAGAACCGCUUCUCAGGACCAUCCUGGUGUCCCCAAAGGUGAUGUCUCACCUGUCAGACUGAACCCAGGGUUUACGUUGGUAAAAUCUGGAGGAUUUCUGCAUAGAGUCACACAUCUGGAAGAUAUCCGAAAAACACAUCUGGGGAGAAAACGGAGACCGAUGCAAGUAUUCUAGAGCCAAAAUAUAACAUCUGGGCUUAAUUCUGAAGACUUCCUGGACAAGAGACAAUAUCUGAAGCUUCAAUGUAACAAGAACCAAAACAACAUGGCGUGCCACACAUGGACCCGUCUCCCUGUCCCAGUCCCAGUUCUGGUACUGGUUCAGAUUGUGAUCCAGGCCUGCCCCGUGUCGGCGGCCCGCUCUGACAGGAACUUCUCAGAGGAGUUUGUGGAUGCCACAGUGAAUGUCACGGUGAUGGACACACGUGGAAAUGUUGUCCACAUGAUGAGUAGCGAUGAUGGGACAUAUGGAGAGAACUCUCCUAAAGUGGACACUAGAGGCGCCAUCAUAGCUCCUGCCCCGCAUCACGGAGUGGUGGACCGGCAGGGCUGCGAUCCUAACACUCGAUUCCUGGUCCCUCCCCGGACUGUCCACUGGGUGGCGUUGCUGCAGAGAGGAAACUGCACCUUCAGAGAGAAGAUCUUGAAGGCUGCUGCUUACAAUGCCACUGCUGUCCUGAUCUACAACAACUCCACUGACAAGACCGUCAAAAUGGGCCAUGAAGGUACCGGUGACAUUGUGGCCGUGAUGAUCACUGAGGUCUACGGUAAAGAGAUCCUGGCUCACCUGGACCGGAAUCUGACACUUGUGGUCUCUGUGGUGGUGGGUCAACGUGGUUCUACUAAGAACAUCAAUCGUGGUUCACUGGUCUUCGUCUCCAUCUCCUUCAUUGUCCUCAUGAUCAUCUCAUCAGCUUGGCUCAUCUUCUACUUCAUCCAGAAGAUCCGUUACAGCAGCUCUCGUGACCGAAGCCAGCGGCGUCUUGGCGAUGCAGCAAAAACAGCUAUUGGGAAGUUAACAACGAGGACGGUAAAGAAAGGAGACAAGGAAAUUGAUCCAGACUUCACCCACUGUGCCGUGUGUAUAGAAGCGUACCAGCUGAACGAUGUGGUCCGAAUCCUGCCCUGCAAACACGUCUUCCAUAAGGUGUGUGUGGACCCAUGGUUGAACGAACACUGUACCUGUCCCAUGUGCAAACUUAACAUCCUCAAAGCUCUCGGCAUCAUGACUAGUCUCCCCUGCGUGGACAGCGUGGUGUUGGAUGUAGAGCGUCUGGGUGUCGUUCAGCCAUCCAGCAGCCAGAGGGCGCCACUGACAGACAGUAACCAGCCGUCCAUCAGCUUAGAGCCUCUCAGGCCCCCCCAUCCUGAGGCCACACCCAGAACACCUGCUGACAUCACUGUUACCAUUACCAGUGGGGGUCACAUCUUCAACAGGCGCUCGAUGUCUCCUCGUAACAUCAUCUGUGAGAUGGAGCUACCAGACAUCCAGGCCUCUCUUGAUCUCUAUGAUGACAAUAAGUCUUGAGACUGGUCGUCUUGGUUACAACCACACAUCACAACACUGUUCUACCUGCUGAUGGAUGGACACAGGAAGUCCUCACACAGUGUUUUUGUUGGGAUGUGGGGUUGUUUUGGGGUGGGCGUGGUCUGAUAAGUCAACGUUCUGGAUGUUCUGGAUAACAGCUCCAUUCAAAACUCUACUGAAGCUUUUACAAUGUUCCUGGGCUCAUGUGAACUUCCUGGAAUUGCUUCUUAUUGUAAACUUCCGAAUGAACUAAAAAGGGGUAUGGAAGUUCCUGGAAAACAUUUAUGCUCUCAGAGAUCUGUUGGUACCUACAAAGAUUCCUUUUUUCAUUUGUCUUUUUCUUCUUCAUAUUCACACUGUUGGACCAGAACUUAUGCAGCAAACACCCAAACCAGAACGAGUGCUGACCCAAAGAUUUUGAAGACAAAAAUGUUUCUGUCUUGUGUUUUAAUUUGGUCUGGACACUAGUAAGUUGACCUCCUUAUUGGCUGGUAACCAUGGCCCGAUACUGCCCCUGGACCUACUGCUGGCCCUGUUCCUGCCCCUUGUUUGUAUUUACUGACUAACCUUAUUCUUUCUCAUCACACGGGAUUCAAAAACCGGUUUGUACUUGAAUCUGGAUUCUCAGGAGGAACCUUAAAGAUGUUAACUCUUCUGUGCUUUUCUGUAGAACAAACAGACAUUAGAUGUAAAGGAAAGUCUGAAAUUCUAGGAAACCUGGUUGGGUUCUGGAACAUGUAGACCAUUAUGGGUUUUCUGACUUAGCAAGUAAACCCCAAAUAGCCCAGUUUAACCCUCACAGAAUAGCACUGGUUCUACGGCCUUUCCCUUCUUUGAUGUCUGGUGGCGUGGGGUCUGUGAGGUUUUUCUGGGUCUGGAUGAGUUUCUGUUCCCAUCUUGAAGAAGUAACCAGUAAAAUGUUUUUGUAGCUUGAUGAUUGGUUUCCAGGUUUCCUGAAGUGUAGGACUGCUCCUUUAACAUGUAAUAAUCUGAAUUAUUCAGCGUGUAACAAGAAUAAUAUUAAUAGUAAUAAUAUUAAUAAUAAUCAGCAUAUAAACAGCGUCUAUAAUCUCAGAAAUCAAUAUUAGCGCUAAGUGACCUGAAGAUGUCCUAAGGGACACUCGGCUGCUGUCCUUGUCUGUCUGUCCUCGUCUCUGUGUAAUGAUGAUGAUGAUGAUGAUGAUGAUGAUGAGGAAGUCCACUGUGUCAUUACUGCCACAACAAUGAUCAUUAAAGUGUUGGCUGCAUUUUGUUUCGCAGAU
Molecule: messenger RNA, 3087 nt
Organism: Nothobranchius furzeri (turquoise killifish)
Lineage: Eukaryota; Metazoa; Chordata; Actinopteri; Cyprinodontiformes; Nothobranchiidae
Gene: rnf130
Product: ring finger protein 130
Source: RefSeq, a predicted model, not a curated record